AUGUCUUCAGAAAAGAAAUCUUCACUUUCAGAAAGUAAUAAUAUUAAUGAAAUUAAUGAAAUUAGCGAAAUUAAUAGUAGUGGGGGAAUUAAAACUUCUUUAGAUAUACAACAAAUGCAAUCCAGUUAUGCCAAGACAUAUCCUCUCGGAGAUAAUCCUCAUGGAUAUUACGGUAGUAUGAUGAACUUUCUUGGAGAAUUGUGCGGAACGUUGGGAUCGAUUCCAUUAUGUUGUUGUUUCCCUAAUCCUUACAAAAGUGUUGAUCAAGGUUAUGUAGGAUUGGUUUCACGAUUUGGACAAUUUUACAAAUCUGUUGAUCCGGGGUUGGUCAAAGUAAAUGUCUUCACAGAAAAACUCGAGAAAGUUGGUGUCAUGAUACAAGUCACGAAUAUUCCAAGACAAACAAUUAUGACAAAGCCCUUGUUGAUCGAUUGUAUUGAGAAUCGUGAAGCAAUUGCUUUUGAAAUUAAAGAAAUCAUUGAUGAGCCUGCUCACUCUUGGGGUGUUAAAGAUAUUCAAUUCACACAAGACUUACAAUCUCACAUUUCUGCGGCAGCUAAACAAAAGAGAAUUGGUGAGAGUAAAGUUAUUGCUGCUAAGGCUGAAGUUGAUUCUGCAAAAUUCAUGAGAGAAGCUGCCGAACUUCUUGAUUCACCGACUGCGAUGCAAAUGCGAUAUCUUGAAACAAUGGAUGCAAUGUCAAAAUCUUCUGGCGCCAAAGUCAUCUUUAUGCCUUUCAAUGCAUCAAACGAUGGUGGUUCCGUACCAUCUACUGGUAGCGCUAUUGUUGGUAGUGCUGCCGAUUAA
Molecule: messenger RNA, 807 nt
Organism: Diversispora eburnea
Lineage: Eukaryota; Fungi; Glomeromycota; Glomeromycetes; Diversisporales; Diversisporaceae
Source: the annotation of a GenBank genome assembly